AUGGCUCCUAAAAAGUUCAACUAUUUCUCAUUGUUUUUCGUGACCUUGGUUGCUCUUCUUAUUGCCCAGAGUACAACUAUAGAAGCAAGAAAAUUCAUUGGUGUCAACCGAUUUUGCACAACUGCCAGCCACAAGAAACUCUGCACAAAUAUGGUGAAUGGUGCUACAAACAUGCAUGAUGCUACACAAAAUGCCAUUCUGGCAACCCUUGGUCUUGCUAAAAGAAUUCAAUCCAUGUCUCAUUUGAUCGAACCGGCUAUUGCAAGUUUGGAACCAGUAAGCCAGGUAUCGAUUCGGAGUACUUGCAAGGACAGUUUUGAAAGCACCAUCGAUGAUCUCGAGACAAGCCUGCAAGCCCUAAAAGACAAUGAUCAAGGCACGUUGUUGACACGUUUGAGCGCAUCGGCCAGCUCCGAUUGCGAUGAUGCACUUCAAGAAUUUAGUGUUGAUAACCCAUUGAGCAAAGUCACUGGGCAUUUGGCCAAAGAAGUAGACAAUUGCUUGGCUGUGGUGCAGCAAAUCUGA
Messenger RNA from Fraxinus pennsylvanica, 525 nucleotides. The record is from the annotation of a GenBank genome assembly. NCBI's taxonomy places the organism in Eukaryota, Viridiplantae, Streptophyta, Magnoliopsida, Lamiales, Oleaceae.